Messenger RNA from Candida tropicalis MYA-3404, 978 nucleotides. RefSeq lists its product as uncharacterized. The transcript has a single exon. The record is from RefSeq and is a predicted model, not a curated record. NCBI's taxonomy places the organism in Eukaryota, Fungi, Ascomycota, Pichiomycetes, Serinales, Debaryomycetaceae. Bases 1 to 978 code for a protein of 325 amino acids.
AUGUCAAUUCAGUUUGUUAAAUCAGCUAAAGAGUUUCAAGAUUAUUUAUCCAACAAUUCAUACAUUGUAUUGAAUUUCACUGCAUCUUGGUGUGGUCCAUGUCAAGCUAUCAAGUCUAUUGUGGAUCAAGCUUAUGUUGAAAAUAGAAAUGUUGAAAUUGUUAGAAUUGAUUUAGAUAGUCAACGUGAUAUUGCUGAAAAGUAUAAUAUCACUUCUGUUCCUACAUUUGUGUUUAUUGAAAAAGGCAAUGAAGUUGAUCGUAUUCAAGGAGCAAAUCCUCAACAAUUAUUGAGUAAAUUGCAAGAAUUCAAUUCAAAAGCUGAAGGUCACAAAAGAAAAGGUAAAGGAUUAGGUGCAGAAGACGUGAUAAACAGUAAUACUGACUUGAAGGAUAUCAAGAAGUUUAUUCCAAAGAAUUUUGAAAUUUUGAAUUCCACAAUUGAUUUCAAUGGCUAUGAGGUUUUGAAUUGUUUGCCAUUGUAUAAAGAUUCACAGAACAAAUCAGUGGUUGAUUUGAAAGGUAAGCUGGAUAAAUCAGCAGUUGUAUCUGAUUCUGAUUCUCAAUUGUUGUGUUUUAUUCCCUUUUUAAACAUUUCCAAAAUUUAUUCUGUCUUGAUUAAAAUCAAAUCUAAUAAAGAUCACAAAGAUGGGGAUUUGAAUCUUGAUAGUGAUGAUUUAGAAGAAGUUCAGAAACCAAACUUGGUUAAGAUUUGGUGUAAUACCCAAUCAAUCUUGUCAUUUGAUGAAGCAAGUUCCGAUGCAAAUGCUCCACAUGUUGAGAAGAUAACUGAUGAUAACGACGAAGAGUGGUUAAACAUUAAAGUUAGAUUUGUUAGAUUCCAAAAUGUUCAAAAUAUAACCAUAUUCAUUGACGGUGAUGAUGAAGAUUACCAUACAUUGAUUGAAAAGAUAAUCAUUGUUGGUGUAAAUGGUGAUAGUAAAGAACAAGGUAAGAUCAAUGCGGGAGAUGAAGAAUAG